AUGUCUCGCCAGUCCACCGUGCGGAUCCAGCGGGGCCGGAGCGGCUUCAGCGCCGCCUCGGCCGCGGUGCCCGGCACGUGCCGGACCAGCUUCAGCUCCUGCUCCGUCACCCGCCUGGGGGGCUGCGGCGCCGGCAGCGGCUUCGCCAGGGUCGGGGGGGGCUUCGGCAGCAAGAGCCUCUACAACGUCGGCGGGUGCAAGAAGAUCUCCGUGGCUGGAAGGGGUGGGAGCUUCUACGGAGCCGGGAGCGCCUACGGGGGCGGCUUCGGCGUCCCCACCAACCUCGGCUACGGGUACCCCGGGUUCCCGGCGGGGGGGAUCCACGAAGUCUCCGUCAACCAGAGCCUCCUGAAGCCCCUCAACCUGGAGAUCGACCCCAACAUCCAAAGGAUCCGGAAGGAGGAGAAGGAGCAGAUCAAAACCCUCAACAACAAAUUCGCCUCCUUCAUCGACAAGGUGCGGUUCCUGGAGCAGCAGAACAAGGUGCUGGAGACCAAGUGGAGCCUCCUGCAGGAGCAGGGCAUGAAAACCGUGAGGAACAACCUGGAGCCGCUUUUCGAGACCUACAUCAACAACCUGAGGGUGCAGCUCAACAGCCUCCUGAGCGACAAGGGGCGGCUGGAGGGGGAGCUGCUCAACACCCAGUACCUGGUGGAGGACUUCAAGAAGAAGUACGAGGAUGAGAUCAACAGGAGGACCAUCGCCGAGAACGAGUUUGUGACGCUCAAGAAGGAUGUGGAUGGUUCCUACAUGAACAAGGUGGAACUACAGGCCAAGGCAGACGCUCUGACUGAAGAGAUUAAUUUCCUGAGAACCCUCUACGAGGCCGAGCUGUCCCAGAUGCAGACCCAGAUCUCGGACACCUCGGUGGUGCUGACCAUGGACAACAACCGGAACCUGGACCUGGACAGCAUCAUCUCCGAGGUGAAGGCGCAGUACGAGGACAUCGCCAACCGCAGCCGCGCCGAGGCCGAGUCCUGGUACCAGACCAAGGUGAAGGGCCCGGGGG
Corapipo altera (White-ruffed manakin) is the source of this 1009-nucleotide messenger RNA. RefSeq names its product keratin, type II cytoskeletal 6A-like. Gene Ontology annotation, cellular component: keratin filament. Gene Ontology annotation, biological process: keratinization; intermediate filament organization. The transcript has 5 exons. Lineage: Eukaryota; Metazoa; Chordata; Aves; Passeriformes; Pipridae. Gene Ontology annotation, molecular function: structural constituent of skin epidermis. The record is from RefSeq and is a predicted model, not a curated record. The annotation marks the transcript as partial.